GCGCUUCUGCGAAGACAGGAGCUUACGUUGGAGAACAUACUGGCGUUCCUAGCCGACAGCCCACAGAACAUUGUGAGCCGAGUGGCGAGUGGAGUCAAGUGCGUAGAAAAGAUGUGGUGCGUUUGUUUCCCUCCCCCAGCAAAGAGCGAAUCACUUGAGGAUCUUGAUGCAAAAGCUUGUCACGAUCUGCCCGUUGUCAUUGCUCAAGCACACAUACAAAGAUGUGCUAACCUUGCUGCCAGGGCAUCCCGCAAACUGGCAACGAUGGGGGAGGGCUCAUCCGAAGCAGCUCCGGUGCCGAUGCGGCCGAACCAGGUGGCUAUUCACCAGGAGAACUGGGAGAGCCCCAGCCGACGUGCCACACCAUCGCCUUCGCGUAGUCCCAUGGCUCCUGCCAAGCCCCAGGUUAGCGCUGCUUCUGGAUUACCGCUCCUACCGCGGGGAAAGGACUCGCCAAAGUGA
This is a messenger RNA of Symbiodinium necroappetens, 462 nucleotides long. NCBI's taxonomy places the organism in Eukaryota, Dinophyceae, Suessiales, Symbiodiniaceae. The record is from the annotation of a GenBank genome assembly.